AUGAGUACUACUUCACAAUCAAAUCUGGUGAAGAGAAGGACACAACCAGAUGAGCCACCUUUCGAUGAUGUUGAUGAUGCCUCGCUCGAUUCCAGAAUGCAGAGAGUACACACAAAGAGUCAAGACAGUGCCCCUGUCAAAAAGCAGAGAGUAUACACAAAGCGUCAAGACAGUGCCCUUGUCAAAGCCUUCAGAUUCAUCGGCUCAGUAAUUUGGGUCCUCUUAAUUACAACUGGUAUGUGGCUAGCUGCACCAGUCACAUUCGUAAUUGGACCUGUUCUUAGAACGUUUAAAGUCAGGAAGUAUUACUACCCAUUGGAGUUGCUGAGCCGUGCUUGGGCAUGGGGCGUGCUCUGGAUCAAUGACAUUGAUAUCACAGUGGAGGGAGGACACCUCCCAGUCGAGUGCGAGGGCAAGUCCACCAUCCUCAUGUACAGCCACGCUUCAAACGUCGACCCCAUCACCCUGAUGGGCUACACUCAGAAUCCAUCCAAGUUCAUCUUCAAGAAGGAGCUGCUCUACUUUGUGCCCUACGUCUUUGCCAUUGGCAUGAUCAUGGGCCACAUCCCAAUCAACAGAAAGAAGCGUCAGUCUGCCUUUGAGUCGAUUGACAUCGCCGCAGCCAAGGUCAAGGACUACAAGGCAUGCGUUGUCAUCAGUCCCGAGGGCACCCGAUCCAACGACGGCAUUCUCCAGCCAUUCAAGAAGGGACCAUUCCACAUGGCACUCAAGUCUGGCGCCAGGAUUGCCCCAGUCGUUCUUUUUGGUAACCACGAGGUGUGGCCAACCAGCAGCUUGUUGCCAAGCUCUGGAUCAGUUUACGUUAGAUACUUGCCAUCGUUUGAGAUUGGAGAGAAGGAUGAUAUUGACUCAUUGUUGGAGAAGACUUAUGAAAUGAUGCAUGGUGCACUUGUCACGCCACCAGAGGGCUUUGAGCCACACAAGAAGGGCUGUCAGAUUGGUCAUGCAGCAAUCUUCUUGUCAAUCUGCAGUUGUGUCGGUGUUGCAAUUGCCAACUACUUUGGCUUCUUU
Molecule: messenger RNA, 1032 nt
Organism: Acytostelium subglobosum LB1
Lineage: Eukaryota; Evosea; Eumycetozoa; Acytosteliales; Acytosteliaceae
Exons: 3
Biological process (GO): phosphatidic acid biosynthetic process
Cellular component (GO): endoplasmic reticulum
Molecular function (GO): 1-acylglycerol-3-phosphate O-acyltransferase activity
Source: RefSeq, a predicted model, not a curated record